This is a messenger RNA of Tupaia belangeri chinensis (Chinese tree shrew), 1242 nucleotides long. RefSeq names its product pre-mRNA processing factor 18 (gene PRPF18). NCBI's taxonomy places the organism in Eukaryota, Metazoa, Chordata, Mammalia, Scandentia, Tupaiidae. Bases 39 to 515 code for a protein of 158 amino acids. Gene Ontology annotation, biological process: generation of catalytic spliceosome for second transesterification step; RNA splicing. The transcript is spliced from 5 exons. Gene Ontology annotation, cellular component: U2-type post-spliceosomal complex; U4/U6 x U5 tri-snRNP complex; U5 snRNP. The record is from RefSeq and is a predicted model, not a curated record.
UGGGAGAGUCUUUAGGAAAAGGCAAUGAUCAUAAAGACAUGGACAUCAUUACCAAAUUCCUUAAGUUUCUUCUUGGCGUUUGGGCCAAAGAAUUGAAUGCCAGAGAAGAUUACGUGAAACGCAGUGUGCAGGGUAAAUUGAACAGUGCUACUCAGAAACAGACUGAGUCCUAUCUCAGACCACUUUUUAGAAAGCUACGGAAAAGGAAUCUUCCUGCGGAUAUUAAAGAAUCAAUAACAGAUAUUAUCAAAUUCAUGUUGCAGAGAGAAUAUGUGAAGGCGAAUGAUGCUUAUCUUCAGAUGGCCAUUGGAAAUGCACCUUGGCCCAUUGGUGUCACUAUGGUCGGUAUCCAUGCCAGAACUGGCAGAGAAAAGAUUUUUUCAAAGCAUGUUGCACAUGUUUUAAAUGAUGAAACUCAGCGGAAGUAUAUUCAGGGAUUGAAGAGAUUAAUGACCAUUUGCCAGAAACACUUUCCGACAGAUCCAUCAAAAUGUGUGGAGUACAAUGCACUGUGAGAUCUGCACGGGGGUAACAGUGAGGAACUCGAGGAGGCGUGGUGCAGGCUUCUGGGAUUACCAACAGGCACGAGGGAAACAAAGACUGGAAUCUCUGGUUUCUUGCGUUCUACCUGAUGCAGCUUUUGACUGGUUUAAGAAUUGCGUUGGCUAUCAUAUCACAUCUGACUGCAACAUGAUUUUGGUGUCUUAAUUUCACUUUAAAUAGCUAAAAAAUCAAAUUCUACAGACUUUCUCCACAAUUUAAAUUAGGCAACGGCAACAGAAGAAGUUUAAGACGACCUUUCCCCAGAAAACCAGAAGGGUGUGCAUAGAAGAUUAAGAAACAUUUGAGACUGUACUUGAUUAUUUCUGUAAAAUAUGAUAAUCUCACAUUGUCUUAUGUAGUAUUUAUUGAAAAUAUUUUUAUAUAUUUCAACAAAAAUAUGGAACAAAACUUUGUUAAUACUGAAAUGUUUAUAGUCCUUUUGCCAUCUUACAGUAGAAUUUGAAUGUAAAGGUAACUUAACUCAAGUGUCUUAUUUUUCUUGCAUUUUAAAGCUUGCUUUUUCUCUUCAGGAUGGUCAGUUUUAGUAUUUGACAUAGCUCAGGGCAGAUAGAAUUAACAGGAAAUAGAGGUUUGAAAAACAAAGAUGAUAUAUUAUACAAACAUAGGUUUAAAACAAAAUAACACCAGUGCCUGAAGUUCAUGGCGGCAAAGGCGUUGUAAAGUCAGCCUCUCGGGAAU